Messenger RNA from Acanthopagrus latus (yellowfin seabream), 5961 nucleotides. It is a transcript of the gene asphd2, whose product is annotated as aspartate beta-hydroxylase domain containing 2. The transcript has 4 exons. The record is from RefSeq and is a predicted model, not a curated record. NCBI's taxonomy places the organism in Eukaryota, Metazoa, Chordata, Actinopteri, Spariformes, Sparidae. The coding region runs from base 1438 to 2547 and encodes 369 amino acids.
AAUUUAUUUUGUUAAGAAGUUGAAUUAAUCGCUUUGUGUGCAUAAUGCCAAAAAAUAAUAGUAAGAAAUACUCAGAGUUGAUGUUAAAUAGCUUGGUUCAACAGUCCAAUCAAAUCAGACAGAAAUUCAGUUUGAUCUCUUAAAGGAACAGUUCACCCAAAACUAAUUUUGAGACACAAACACAAGAAUCUUACGUCCUUUCAAACAUCAGUGACUGUAUGGAUCAAACACCAGAUCAAGACUGAAGAUUAAUGGCUGAAUGUUCAGUUUGGGUUGAACUGUUCCUUUAAAACACGGAGCAAAGUGACAUGAUUAAUCCAAGAUCCCAAACUGAUCUUGGAUUUUAAAAAGAUACAAUCAACACCCUUUUUAAGACAAAGAGGAUCAAGUUAAGAUCCUGAAUUGUUUCAUGGACGACAACAAAUUCCCCAGACUUUCCACUGAAUUUCAGUUUUUGAGGUGAACUGUUCCUUUAAUCUCUGGCAUCGUCAUGGUGUGGCUCAAACUUAUAUUGUGUCACUCCCUGGAGAGGAAAGGUGUGAAAAAAAAUCAUAAUCUGAGAAGUAUCUGCUGUCAGACAGAAAUGGAAACACUUAAAGUACGAGUAUCUCCAAUGUGUGUUUUAAAACAGUGUUGUAAAACAGUGAGUUUAAACGUGACCUACAAGAACAGUUCUUGAGUAAAAGUCUUGUUGUGUCUGAUAUUAUAGUUCGGAGCUUUAUUUUGGAGGGUCAGACCGGACGUGUGGCGGUGAGUUCCUGUGCGCUCUUGGCGCGGGGAGUCUUCCCUGGUGGAGCUUCAGUAUUUACAACAAUAUUGUGGGAACAGCUCCUUUGUGACGCUGCUGUCGGCUCCAGACAGACAGACAGGCGGACGGACCGCCGCCGGUUCGGCUCUCUGCUCGGUUCAGUUCCCUGCUGGUCUCUCCAGGUUUCGUCAUGGCGCACGGCUCCGGUUAGGACUUCUUCUGGAGGCAUUUCGGAGAGAUUUCCUAUAAUGUUGGCGACUGAUGCCCGUCUACCUUGUGCACUGCAGUGGUGCGCAGCUUCGCCUGGAGAAACACCUGUGCGCCUCUUCGUCUCCAGCGGCCACAGGCAUGAAUGUUGAGUAGAGAACAGAUUACCCUAAGGCGCGGUGUGUCUGUCUGCAUUUGUCUGAGAGGAACGAGAGAGGGAGCUGCACAAAUGCCGCACAGCCAGACGUCAUGCGAGCCGAGACCUUCCCUCGCUGCAGAGUGCUGAAAUGAUAGGACUGACGAGCCGGUGUGUCAGAUCUGUUUACACUAGGGGCGGCGAUAAGAGCCGCUUGACUCCAGACUCUCUAAAGGCCUGCGUGUGGUUUACGGCCCCUUUCAAUCACCAUCAAGAAAAGACGUGUUAACUGAUCUCUCCUCAGCACUUUUUUCCGCCAGAUUCAGCAGUCCGGUAACGAGCCGAGAUGGAGUGGUCGCUAGAGAAUGUGAGGGAGAUGGUGGCUGGAGGGAUGCAGUCUAUAAGGGAGUGUGAGAUCUGUGCUUUCGCCAUAGCCAUGUGUGUGCUGCUGCUGUUUAUGUGGUACUGCUACAGGGUGGGCCGGGAGCACGGCUCCAGCCCUCUGCAUAGGAGGUACCUGGCUGGGCCCGGCCGGAUCGGAGGGGUGGUGGGGGGCUUCAUGAGUUCAGACUGCCGCGGCCGGGGGAAAGGGAAGCACGGAUCGAUGCUAGAAGAGCAGAACGGCUUCGCUUUCUGCCAGUCGUCCGAGUGUUUCCGUUGCACCAGCGCCGGAGAGAGUCUGAACCAGAGGCUCUAUCACAGCCUGCAGGAUUACGCCAAGCGCUACACCUGGUCAGGUAUGGGCAGGGUGCAUAAAGGAGUCCGCGAUCAAGGCCGAUACCUUAACAGCCGACCCACCAUCCAGCGGCCGGAGGUCUUCUUCCUCCCUGACCUCCCCUCAGCCCCGUUCUUCUCGAGGGAAGUGCAGAGACACGACGUGGAGCUGCUGGAGCAGAGCUUCCCCGCCCUUCUGGCCGAGUUCGAGAGCAUCUACCACCAGCCUCCGGCCCGCAGCGGCUCCUCCCUCCCACCGGGGUGGAAGGCCAACAACACUCCUCGUGGGCAGUGGUGGACCUACUACCUGGUCAACCAAGGCACCCCACUGGUUCUCAACGUCAGGAGGUGUCCACGUGCCUGGAGGGUGCUGGGCCAGCUGCGCACCUUCAUCGCCAACAACGUGUUCGGAAACGCCUGCUUCUCUGUGCUGACGCCCGGAGCUCUGAUCACUGAGCAUUACGGUCCAACAAAUGUCAGGCUGCGCUGCCACCUGGGUCUCAGAGUGCCCCCCUCCUGUGAGCUCGUUGUUGGUGGAGAGCCACAGUGCUGGUCUGAGGGCAGCUGUCUGCUCUUUGAUGACUCCUUCCUCCACCGGGCUUUCCACGAGGGCGGUGCAGACGACGGCCCCAGGGUGGUGUUCAUGGUGGACCUGUGGCACCCCAACGUGGCCGCCGCUGAGAGACAAGCCUUGGACUACAUUUUUACUCCAGGCCGCUUAGACGACAAGGAAGGGAAAUAGGUGUGAGUGAGAAAACCAUGUCCGACCGAGAGACAGAUGGUGUUUAGGAAAGUGUCUGAUUGGGGGGAGCGACUCUUUUUUUCUGCCUCCAGACCAGCUCUCACACUCGCUGUGUACAUAUUCUCCGUCUCAUGCAGCAUCAGUCAUAACUCUUCUUAGCAGAAGACCAAACAUUGGGCCUCUUUUAUCAGUCGGGAUCAUGUUUUUCCGCCUGUGUAGUCGAGAACAGCCUCGCUUGAAAGCAUGAGGACUGCGAUUGUUCAUGCAGCCAUUUUAUUUUUAACACCAUGGCGGGGACGCUUUUUAUUUUGAAUCGUCGAAUGUUCCUAGAUGAAUGAUAUUUGCACCAAAUUCAGUUUUUCACAUUUAGUUUUGGGCCAAUUCUAGAGCACAAUUACUGUAUUUCUAUCUGAGAUUAUAUGUACGGCUCAUAUUGGUUUAUUUUACUAUAACAGGGUGAUAACGGCCUCAGUGGAGACGGUACAGGGGAAAACUCUUAUUCUAGAGGAAAGAAAACAUCCCAAAAUAAACAUUUAGGGGUUUAUUUUAGAGUCAUUGAAUAAAACAGCUGUUCUCAGAGGACAAUCAGGUCUGAAGCUAGAAAGGUGGCAGGGUCCGCCACAUAUAAACAGAGUUAAACGGUAUUAAAUUGUGUUGUCCUGUUAAGCUCAGUUUGUUUGUUCAGUCGUGAAAACAAAGAAAGCUUCUUUAUUUAGUUUUGUUUAUCACAGGCUUGUUAACAUUUAUUCAACUAAACUACAGACUGCUCCUUAAAUGAUAAGCAUAAAAAACAUCAGAAAACAUGUAAAACAAAAGAAUAAGUGUCUUAAUAUAAGUGAUCUACAGAGGAAGUGUCAUGGUGCAUGGAACAGUGUUGUUUUGGUGAUUUAUAUCAUUUUAAUGUAAUGAGCCUUUAAAACCAGGAAGUACAGCAAAUCAUUUAAUAUAAUGAUCAUGUUGUAAAGAAAGUAUCCAAACAUCAUAAUUGAGUAAAAGUAAAGAUACCUUGUUAAAAUAUUACUUUGGUAAAACAAAUGAAAGUCACUCAUGUGAAUGGUGCUGGAGUAAAAGUAUUAAAGUACUUUAAAACUAUUAAAACUACUUCCACUCUCUCUCUAACACCUUCAUACAUUUCUGCUAAGGGCUAAAAAAAACAAAUUGUGAUCAUCGACUUUUCAUAUCACUCGACAGAUCCAGUCAGACGUUUGUCACGACGGCCACAAGUUCUGCAGAACGGUGACACGUUUACAGAGAUGGUAGUUUUUAUUCUACGGAAGCCCGGAGAGGCAAUCAGAUGUAUCCAGUAAUCAGUUUUCUAGGUCUGAUGAAAUUGUUUCUCUGCUGUGUUGAAGCUUAAAAAAAACAAACUGAAUGUAAAACAGUUUGAAGAGAUCAACCCACAGUGUCGCAGUGAUCCGUUAGCGUUAGCUUUAGCUUUAUUAAAUAACACAGAAUCCUUGAGAGGCAGAAAGGAACAAAUAGAUUAAGUGAAAAGUCUGAGUGAAGUUUUUUCUCUGCUGUGUUUAUGUUUAUGUAUAUUUCAGAGAUGAAAGACAUAUUUAGAAAAAUGACACUGACAAAAAAAUGUACCUGUUUCAAAGAUGAAAAAUAUAUUAUUGACAAAAUAAAGAGAAAAUGUCUUAUUUAUUUAAAAAAAAAAAAAAAGAAAGAAAGAAAACAUUGCUGAUACAAAAGUAAGUGUUGUAAUAUAAGUAAGCAACUGGAGUAGUAUAAAUGUGACCAUGGUAUCCUGGUAAAUAAAUGAAUAAUCCCACCUGGAAUUUAAAGUUAUUACCCUUGAAAAAAAACAUUUUUCAUCUGUUUUUCAGUAAUAAACACAAGAAAGAAAAUUAUUUCAAUCAAACAUUUCUUUGCCUCUCAGGGUUUCCGUAUUAUUUACAUGCAACAAGGGCUGUCAUCGGAGUUUAUAUACAGGAUUAUUUUGGCCAAAUGAAUUAUAGCGAUAGUGAUGUUAUAAUGAGACAAGAGAGUCUGAAACCAUCACUGUAAAAAUCAACAAAUAACAUCAACUAAUCAGUUAGUGAUGGAAAAACAACCAGAUGAACAAACAAACAGAAGAUGCACAAGAACAUCUCAUCUGGCUUAUUCACAUGAUGUCAUAUUGAUAACAUGAUAUCAAUAUUUAAUUGUUUUAAUAUCACAGGCUAAAUUAAAGCUAAAGCUAACAGAUCUUUGCUACACUGCUGGUUGAUUUGAGGCCAAACUGCUGUUAUAAAAACAUGAAGCUAUAAAAAAAAAGCUGUUGUUACAUCCUGGCUUUAUUAGUUCACACUGACUCAUGAGAAAUCCGCCACAUCAGUGUCGUUCUGUCAGUCUAAUUCUAGCUGAGACACUUCCAGGAAGCACAAUUAGGUGUUUGUGACUAAUCUGUCAAAUGUUUGAUUAGAUGUCUAAACUAAAAAUAUUGCAGGAAGUCUGACAACGUUUCUCGUGUCGUCCCGUCGUUAUCGUUCUGUCUUCUGAUAUCUGAGGUCCAAUGUUGAUCGCGACAUGAAUGUUUACAGACGCAGCUAAUGUCUCUGUCGCGACUCGCGCCGGCGUGGUAGUUUAUCGUGCUCCCCUGUUGUCUCGAGACACGGUUAGAUAAGCACAUUUGGGCGGUCGGAUGGUGUGAGUCUGUGCUGUAACGCUGGAGCUGAACUGUUUUUGGUAAAUUUACUAAACUCUUGUAACUUGGUUGUAUUUGAUAUCAGGUUUGUAUUUCUGUAAAUACGGUCGAGGUUAAAAAAGAAACAACAAAACAAAGAAACUGAGCGGUCGGAGAUGUUUUGAGAUGAUUGUCUUCAAUGCUAAUAACUAUUGUGUUGUCUUGAUUUACAGCUAAACGCGACUUCACGUCAUCCUCCGUUCUCAGAAAGUCAUUUUGAUAGAUUAACUUUGUAGAUUCUGUAAAAUGUUUAUGAAGUACUAUCUCUGUUGUUCUGUGAUGUAUUCCUUAUUUUAUUAUUAUUUAUUUUGAUUUUUGAUUUUUGCGACGCCCACAUUGGUUCCCAUGAUUAAAGCCACAAUCCUUAAAACAGCACUUCAUGGAUAUAUGUGCACAGUCUAAAAGGUAGUGAAAAUUUUAAUCUCCCGCAGCUUCACAGGUCCAUCGCAGUUCAAUUCUAAUGUUUACAGAGGUUUGAUUAUUUACGAGCUGUUUACAACAUCGGACGACGCCGACACUCACAUUGAGCUGUCCAUAAUUAGAAAAAAAUCAAGACUGCUGUUAAUUAAUCCACUUCAGAGUAUGAAAACUGUCAUUCUCAAAGCAUUUGCUUAACACAUACGGUAUGGUGGGGCAACCAUUUUGUUUACAUUUGAUGAAGGAUUUGUCCUUUAAACACAUCCUUGUGUGGAUUUUGAACAGUAUUUCUGUACAUUUAAUAAAUGGUCCAGUAUCUUAUUUAACCA